UUCUCUCUCUUCGAACAUCCCCAACCGACGGUAUCGCGGCCAUCGCCGCUUAAAACUGCACUCGUUUGCUCCGAAACGCUCUACAGUGUCCGACCGAGAUCGGAAAUGGCCGUCUCCCUUCUCUCCUCCUCCCCUUCUCUCUUCGUCCCUGCUUCUCCCAAGGUGGGAAGACGGAAUUCUUCGAUUCGAUCGCCGUCCGGUCUGGUCUUCCACCUCCGGAAAUCGAUUCCGAUAGUCAAUGCCGCCGGCGGCAAUGCCUCUUCUUCUCUCGAGUCCGAUUUGAGCACCGAGCUGGACGCCGUGUCGAGCUUCAGCGAGAUCGUUCCGGACACCGUUGUUUUCGAUGAUUUCGAAAGGUUUCCGCCGACGGCCGCUACGGUUAGCUCUUCGUUCCUCUUGGGUCUUUGCAGCCUUCCCGACACCAAGUUCAAGAGCGGCAUAGAGACGGCACUGGCGGAUAGUGAAUGCUACGAGAAAGAGAGUCCUAGUGAACGUAUGUCCUGCUUCUUUAAUAAGGCUUUGGUGCAUGUUGGAGCUGAUUUGGGCAAAUUAGUCCCCGGACGGGUGUCAACUGAAGUGGAUGCUCGUUUGGCUUAUGAUACACAAGGAAUCAUUCGAAGAGUGCAUGAGCUGUUGAAGCUGUACAAUGAAGUGGAAGUCUCUUCACAGCGUUUACUCUUUAAAAUUCCUUCAACUUGGCAAGGGAUAGAAGCCUCAAGAUUGCUAGAAUCUGAAGGAAUACAAACUCACUUAACAUUUGUUUAUAGCUUUUCUCAGGCAGCAGCUGCAGCUCAGGCUGGUGCAUCUGUUAUCCAGAUUUUUGUUGGUCGCAUCAGGGAUUGGGCUCGGAAUCAUUCUGGUGAUCCUGAGAUAGAAGCUGCUUGCAAAAAUGGGGAAGAUCCUGGAUUGGCCUUGGUGAAGAAAACAUAUAAUUACAUUCACAAAUAUGGACAUAAGUCAAAGCUGAUAGCAGCAGCAGUGCGCAACAAACAGGACAUCUUUAGCCUUCUUGGGAUUGAUUACAUAAUUGCUCCCUUGAAGAUAUUACAGUCUCUGAAAGAGUCUGUAACCUAUCCUGAGGAGAAGUAUUCUUACAUCAGGAGGUUAUCUCCAGGCUCUGCCAAGAUGUAUGAUUUCACUGAAGAGGAGCUUAUAAAGUGGGACCAGAUGAGCUUUGCAUGUGCAAUGGGGCCAGCUGCUGAAGAGCUUCUGUCUGCUGGGCUGGAAGGUUAUGUGAAUCAAACGAGGCGCCUGGAGGAGCUUUUUGCCAAGAUAUGGCCACCUCCCAAUGUUUAAACAUAGUUCCCAUGUCGGCGGAGGUGCUUUUUUUAUUGGGUAAAUAAACAAGACAAGCUUGUGAAGCAGUACUUUCUGUUUUCCCCUCAUGUCCAUACUGUUUCUGCGUCAUGUUUCAAAACAAGAGGCUUUUGCAAGUGCUUUGUUAAGGGUAAUUACAACAUUCAUGACUGAAAAUUGUGCCUAUUGGAUUAUAAAGCAAGUACUUGUGGUAUCAGAUGUUAGAAUAAUUUCAAAAUAUAGGCUUUCACUGAU
This is a messenger RNA of Phoenix dactylifera (date palm), 1551 nucleotides long. RefSeq lists its product as uncharacterized. The record is from RefSeq and is a predicted model, not a curated record. Gene Ontology annotation, biological process: pentose-phosphate shunt; carbohydrate metabolic process. NCBI's taxonomy places the organism in Eukaryota, Viridiplantae, Streptophyta, Magnoliopsida, Arecales, Arecaceae. Gene Ontology annotation, molecular function: transaldolase activity. Gene Ontology annotation, cellular component: cytoplasm; intracellular anatomical structure.